AUGAAAGCCGCAUACUUGGCGCAGGUUAGAAAGGAUCUGUUGGAAAAGGCCACUGGAUUGGUUCCUACUCACGGAUUUUCAAAUGUAUCCUUAUUUCCCCUUGCACUAAGUGCAAUUCAAGAAACUGAUGCAUAUAAAGAGAGAAUAAAUACAGCAGAUAUCGAUUUUGUUAAUCUCUUUCCACGGGGGUUUCCUAUUGCCUUAGUCGAAUAUAUUGUGGAAAGUACGAAUAAGGCGGUACAUAUAAGGCUAGAAGAGCGUUUUAAUAAAAAUGUUAUUAUUAAUUCUAUCGCUAGAAAUGGUGAAAAUUGUCGAGCAGCGCAAUACAGCCCCCCUGGGGUGAAGAAUGUGGUUGAGGAGGCAAUCUUAACAAAGAUUAACGCUUUGGUUCCCUACGUUAGUCACUGGCCGGAAGCAGUGGCGUUGGAAUGGAAACCAAGUAAUGCACCAUUUGCGGUGAAGAAUUUGGCUGAAUUUGUUGACACUACAUGCUAUUAUGCGGAGCGUAUGGAAAAUCUUGGGGCUGUCAUUGCUUCAGGGAACCUACUUCUUAAAUCUCGUCUUGGUUAUUCAACACAUCAUUUUCCACAAAGGAGUGAAAAAAAGGAUGGGGAGUAUCAGCAAGAAACAGAUGAGGAACGAUUUUGGCGUAGGUUUGUUUCUUCAAUCCCUCUUUCUACUGGCCCUCAUAUGGGGGAGGGACUCCUUAGUUACGAGUGGUAUAUGAAGCGAACAAAGGUAGCAACGGUGUUUAGUUUGGCGAUGUUUUCUUUUCUUGGGGAAGAAAAAGGUCAAUACCGAGAUACACGGGCAAUGUUAAAUUGUAUUACUGAUCGAUUGUUUUAG
Messenger RNA from Trypanosoma rangeli, 846 nucleotides. RefSeq names its product putative dynein heavy chain. The transcript has a single exon. Bases 1 to 846 code for a protein of 281 amino acids. NCBI's taxonomy places the organism in Eukaryota, Euglenozoa, Kinetoplastea, Trypanosomatida, Trypanosomatidae. Gene Ontology annotation, molecular function: lipid binding. Gene Ontology annotation, biological process: ubiquinone biosynthetic process. Gene Ontology annotation, cellular component: mitochondrial inner membrane. The record is from RefSeq and is a predicted model, not a curated record.